AGUAUUGACCCAGGAAGCGGCGAAGAAAGAACGAGCAGGAAGUCGGAAGCAUCUGAUAAACAACCGUUAUUAAGUAGCAAAUGGUGAAGUUCUGUUCAUCUUAACAGGUCACCGAAACCGUCUCGCACUUCGUGUGCAGUUUUUAAUCUGUAAAGCCCUCGUGCUCGUGUUAGAAAUGAAAGACACUUUGCAGCUUUUGCACAGACUGAGCGCUCACCCGGACUCGCGGUGCUGGUAUGUGGCGUGGAGUCCUUCAGGCGCGCUGCUGGCUUCCUGCGGGGGAGACCGAGCUAUACGGAUAUGGGGCAAAGAAGGAGACACUUGGCAGUGUAAGUGUGUGCUGUCAGAUGGACACCAGAGAACUGUCAGGAAGAUCUCCUGGUCUCCUUGUGGAAAUUAUCUUGCAUCCGCCAGCUUUGAUGCCACCACGUGUAUAUGGAAAAGAAAGGAUAACGACUUUCAGUGCCUUACCGUGUUAGAGGGACACGAAAAUGAGGUGAAGUGUGUCGCAUGGGCCCCGUCUGGUAAUUUACUAGCCACCUGCAGCAGGGACAAGAGUGUUUGGAUAUGGGAAGUGGAUGAGGUGGAUGAGUAUGAAUGUGUGAGUGUUGUAAAUUCUCACACCCAGGAUGUGAAACAUGUAGUUUGGCAUCCCACACAAGAGCUUCUUGCUUCAGCCAGUUAUGACAACACAAUAUGUAUUUAUAAAGAAGAGGAUGAUGACUGGGAAUGCCGGGCAACCUUAGAGGGACAUACAUCAACAGUUUGGAGUCUUUCUUUUGACCCUGAGGGACAGCGACUGGCCUCCUGUAGUGAUGACCGCACAGUGAAAAUAUGGAAGGAGUGCGGGGCAGGUGAUGAAUCUGCAGAUGGGUCAUGGAAGUGUGUUUGCACCUUGUCUGGCUUUCACAGCCGUACAAUAUACGAUGUUGCAUGGUGUCGUCUAACUGGCGCACUGGCUACAGCGUGCGGAGAUGAUGGAGUACAUGUUUUUAAGGAGGAAGCAGCCUCUAAUCCAGAGCAGCCUGUGUUUUAUGUAUCUGCUCAUGUCCCUAAAGCCCAUAGCCAAGAUGUUAACUGUGUAGCCUGGAAUCCAAAACAAGCAGGUUUGCUGGCUACAUGCAGUGACGAUGGAGAAAUUGCUAUCUGGGGCUACCAGUCAGAUGCUUAAUGUGGAGAGGGAAUGUUCUGUGUGAGAUCUGCACUGGCUUCCGAAAGCACUCAGAAGUUGAAGAGCUCAUUUCUACUUGUGUAUUUGAUCUGCUGAAAUGUCAGAAGUUCUGUUUUAGAGUCUGAUAUUUUUUUUUUUCUUUUUUUUUUACAAUGAUUCAUAUACAGCAACAUUACUGUUUCAUUUUUCUUCCCAGCUAAUUUCAUGUGUAAUGUUUUUGGAAAGGUGUAUAGCAUUCUUACUGUGCUGGAGCACCCACCUUAAACAUUUUUCAUUAUUGUUUAGGCCUGUUUUACUGGACAAAAUUGUAAAGCUUUGUUAAUGAAGACUAAAGAUUAUGUCCAAAUACUGGCUUCUCAAAUAGGCUUUUGCAUAAAAAAUUUUAAUGAUAAAACCUUAUAAAAUCUCCUUUGAAAUUAUCCAGUUGGGUUUAAAUAUACACAAAUAAGUGCUAUGUAUAUCUGUAUGUUUUCAUACACUAUAUGGACAAGAUUCAUAUGUGCUUUUUUGAAAAUCCCAUUUCAAUCCAAAGCUAAUUAAUUAAUAAAGUCAGUCAUUAGUAAAGUCAGGUACUGAUGCAGGGUGAGGAGGCCUGGGGUGCAAAGGUGUUUUGUAGGAUUGAGGUCAGAGGACUAUAGCAGGCAUUUAAGACUCCACUCCAGCCAUGUAAAACAUGUUUAUGGAGCCGACUUUAUGCACAGGGUCAUUUUAAUGCUUAAACUGGUUUGUGUCCCCUAGCUGCUUUUACAUCCAGAGACAUCUUAUACUAUAAUGUGUACCAACUUUGAGGUAAUGGUUUGGGAGGGAAAGCCACAUAUGGCUGGAAAAAGUCAUGUCUAAAUACUUUUAUCCAUAUAGUUUAUAUAAUCCUAGAGAGUAUCUGGCAUUUGUGUGUUGAUCAAUAAUCUAGCAGGCUAAAAUAGCAUUUAUUUGAGAUUUGUACUUACAUUAUGUAGCAUUUUUAGCAGAAAUGUUUUCAUCUAAACACUUAAAACUGUUCUUUAACUGGACAUAGCUUCAGCUAUGUAUAUAUGUUUAAAAUUUCUAUGGGCAAAAUAAAUGAUUUGAUGUAGA
Molecule: messenger RNA, 2245 nt
Organism: Silurus meridionalis
Lineage: Eukaryota; Metazoa; Chordata; Actinopteri; Siluriformes; Siluridae
Gene: ciao1
Product: cytosolic iron-sulfur assembly component 1
Exons: 7
Coding region: 176-1171 (331 amino acids)
Biological process (GO): iron-sulfur cluster assembly
Cellular component (GO): cytosolic [4Fe-4S] assembly targeting complex
Molecular function (GO): protein binding
Source: RefSeq, a predicted model, not a curated record